Zingiber officinale is the source of this 476-nucleotide messenger RNA. RefSeq names its product cyclin-dependent protein kinase inhibitor SMR4-like. The transcript has a single exon. Gene Ontology annotation, biological process: regulation of DNA endoreduplication. The record is from RefSeq and is a predicted model, not a curated record. Lineage: Eukaryota; Viridiplantae; Streptophyta; Magnoliopsida; Zingiberales; Zingiberaceae. Bases 19 to 255 code for a protein of 78 amino acids.
CCAGAUUUGAAAACUCGCAUGGAGAGCCGGGAGGUGGCGGAGGAGAAGGAGCCGAGCGGCGGCGGCUGGGAGACGCCCAAGCGAUGGGAGUGUCGCAUCCCGGCGGCCCUCCGAUGCCCUCCGCCUCCAAGGAAGAAGCGCCACGCCCCUCCGCUCGUCGGAACGCGUAGGGUUCCGCCGAGGAACAGCUACUUCGACCCGCCGGAUCUCGAGGCCCUCUUCGCCAUGGCAACGAGGCGAGAGGCUUGCGCUUAGUCAGCUUGUUAAAAGUUUAGGAUUUGAAAUAGGGUUCCCCUUUCUUGUACAAUCAAUGCUCCGUUUCCUGCUCUCUCUUGGUGUGAUCUGUUUCUUCCGCACCUGAUUUAGUAUCAUUUUCCUUUGCAAUUGAUGGGUGUGUUCUGAAGAACAUGGAUUAGCUUGAAAUUUUUGUGCUUUUUUGGUGUAUUUCGAUCCAAAUUUUAUUUACAUGGAUACUG